Messenger RNA from Entamoeba invadens IP1, 837 nucleotides. RefSeq lists its product as hypothetical. NCBI's taxonomy places the organism in Eukaryota, Evosea, Mastigamoebida, Endamoebidae. The transcript has a single exon. The record is from RefSeq and is a predicted model, not a curated record. The coding region runs from base 1 to 837 and encodes 278 amino acids.
AUGUCUAAACUUGAUACUUAUCACAUCAUGGUUGUCUCGAAAUAUUUUGAGACGAUUGGAGAUUUUAUAAAACUGGAAACUGUGUGCAAGAAGUACAAAAACACUAUGAAAAAGUUUCAUUACAAUCCAGUUCCAGUCACAGACAAAACGAUCAAUUAUUUUUCAAAAAUUGAAACACUUUAUUUGUAUCACAAAGAAGAUGAAAUUCUUAAAAAUUUAUUUUUAAUCAACACGCCGAAUAGUGAUUAUUGUGAAAAGACACACAAACCAAAAAAUAAAGGUGCAAUAAAAAAGUAUUAUAGAAUUAUAGUUUGGUUUAAUGUAGAUUUUACAAUUGUCGACAAAAACAAAAAAUAUAAAAAUGUUAUAUUUAAGAAUGUGACAUACACAAAACACGACAGAGAAACGUUUGGUGAUACUAUUCCAUUAAUAGUCAAAUCAAUUGGCGAAAAAUGUUUUUAUUUUAAUACUACUUUGAUUAAUCUUACUGUUCCUUCAAAUGUAACUUUAUUUGGCGAUUAUUGUUUUUGUCAUUGCAAGAAUCUGGUGGGUGUGAUAUUACAACCGACAGUUACAAAAUUGAGUUAUGGAUGUUUUGCUAUGUGUGAAGAACUAAAAAGUAUAGAAAUACCAUUAAGUGUUGUGUCUAUUGGUGAUUAUUGUUUUUUCGAGUGUUACAGUCUUAUAAAUAUUACAAUAACAUCAAACGUUAAAUCAAUUGGGUUUGGUUGUUUUGGUGAGUGUUACGCUCUGACAACUGUGAAUAUAUUUUCACUUGAUGUGUCAAUUGAUAGUGAGUCUUUUCCUAUAAACACAGAAGUGCAUUACAUAUAUUGA